Messenger RNA from Aphanomyces astaci, 746 nucleotides. RefSeq lists its product as hypothetical. Bases 43 to 633 code for a protein of 196 amino acids. Gene Ontology annotation, biological process: Ras protein signal transduction. NCBI's taxonomy places the organism in Eukaryota, Oomycota, Saprolegniomycetes, Saprolegniales, Verrucalvaceae. Gene Ontology annotation, molecular function: GTPase activity; GDP binding; GTP binding. The record is from RefSeq and is a predicted model, not a curated record. The transcript has 2 exons. Gene Ontology annotation, cellular component: plasma membrane.
CUGGCUCGUCAUUCAUUUUCGCAACACAACACUCGACACGAGAUGGAGUCGCGGGAGUACAAGCUUGUUGUGCUGGGCAGCGGCGGUGUCGGCAAGUCCGCGCUGGUGAUCCGCUUGGUCACAGACAACUUCCUGGAAGACUACGAUCCGACGAUCGAGGACAGCUACCGCAAGCAAGUCGAGAUCGACCAGCGACAGGCGUUGUUGGAUAUUCUGGACACCGCCGGUCAAGAAGAGUACACGACGAUGCAGGACGAGUGGAUGCGCGAAGGCAAGGGUUUCCUCUUGGUGUACAGCGUCACGAGUCAAACCACGUUUGACGAAAUCAAAACCGUCAAAGACAAGAUCCUUCGCGCCAAGGACAUCAACCGCGUGCCGUUGGUGUUGGUCGGCAACAAGUGCGACUUGGACCGCAACCGGCAAGUGAGCUUGGCGGCGGGGAAGGCCCUGGCCGCGGAAUGGGGCUGUCCGUUCAUGGAAACCAGUGCCAAGGAGCGCAUCCGCAACGAAGAAUGUUUCUUCGAAGUCGUGCGCGAAAUCCGAAAACAGGACGCGGCCAAGCGACCGGCGCCCAAAUCGAACGGCACGAAGAAGAAGGUCGAAAAGAAGGGCGGGUUCUGCUCCAUCCUCUAGGUCCAACAUAUCUCAGCUACCGCCGCCGCUCGCCUCGUCAGUGUGUGCCACCCCCCAUCCAUCCCUUCUUAGACAUAUCCCGAUAACCGUUUCUUGCAUUCUUGUUCCAUCAA